Messenger RNA from Rattus rattus (black rat), 1975 nucleotides. RefSeq names its product RISC-loading complex subunit TARBP2-like. The transcript has 8 exons. Bases 283 to 1086 code for a protein of 267 amino acids. The record is from RefSeq and is a predicted model, not a curated record. Lineage: Eukaryota; Metazoa; Chordata; Mammalia; Rodentia; Muridae.
AAAACCACUCGUAGCUUGGGACGCUUCCGCGGAGGGUCUGCUCCUCCCAGAGGGCGGUGCAGAUGCCCGGGCGAGCCUCGCUGAGGGUUGUGGGGCGGGUAGCUCGGAUCCUGAUGAAGACACAAGGAGUCGGGUGGGCGGGGGACUCCAGAUCCCAGCAUGCCCCGCGGCGGGCCCUACCGGCCGCGACUCCGGGCUUGGCCCCGGCCCUAGCUCGUCGGCGGUGUACUGGGGUGCGUGGAGACUGUAGUCACGGUGGCGCCCGCGGGGACGGAGGAGGGAAUGAGUGAAGAGGAUCAGGGCUCCGGCUCUACUACAGGCUGCGGGCUGCCCAGCAUAGAGCAAAUGCUGGCCGCCAACCCGGGCAAGACCCCGAUCAGCCUUCUUCAGGAGUAUGGGACCAGAAUAGGGAAGACGCCCGUGUACGACCUUCUCAAAGCCGAGGGCCAAGCCCAUCAACCUAAUUUCACCUUCCGGGUCACCGUUGGCGACACCAGCUGCACUGGUCAGGGCCCCAGCAAGAAGGCAGCCAAGCACAAGGCAGCUGAGGUGGCCCUCAAACACCUCAAAGGGGGGAGCAUGCUGGAACCAGCCCCGGAGGACAGCAGUUCUUUUUCUCUCCUAGACUCUUCAGUGCCUGAGGACACUGCUGUCAUUGCUGCAGAAGCUGCUGCCCCUGUUCCAUCUGCUUUACUAACCAGGAGCCCUCCCAUGGAGAUGCAGCCCCCUGUCUCUCCUCAGCAGUCUGAGUGCAACCCUGUUGGUGCUCUGCAGGAGCUGGUGGUGCAGAAAGGCUGGCGUUUGCCAGAGUACAUGGUGACCCAGGAGUCUGGGCCUGCUCACCGCAAAGAGUUCACCAUGACCUGCCGGGUGGAGCGUUUCAUUGAGAUUGGUAACUGGGGAAAAGGGGGUUCACUCACCUUCUCUCUGCCACACUAUAGCCCCACACAAGGUGGCUCUUUGCCUGGCUGUGCUCUGUCCCAACUUUCUUUGCUUUGCAGCUCCUUGCUCAGCUCUUGCCUCCCUGUCUCUUCCUUGUCCCUGCCCAUCUUUCCCCUCUUUUCUGGCUCAUCAACUCCUCAGUGAAAACGAACAGGCCUUGAGCUCCUCUUUGCAGUGGUAUCCCAUAAGAGGACCUUCUAUCCAAGUUAACUUAGAGGGAAAGCAUUGGUCUGUUAGGAAUCCCCAAAUCGAACAAUUCCUUCCCUAUCCUCAGGCAGUGGCACUUCCAAGAAGCUGGCAAAGCGCAAUGCGGCAGCUAAGAUGCUGCUUCGAGUGCACACGGUACCUCUGGACGCCCGAGAUGGCAACGAGGCCGAACCUGAUGACGAUCAUUUUUCCAUUGGCGUGAGCUCCCGCCUGGAUGGACUAAGGAACCGUGGGCCAGGCUGCACCUGGGAUUCCUUACGGAAUUCUGUGGGAGAAAAGAUCCUGUCCCUUCGCAGUUGCUCCGUGGGCUCUCUGGGGUCUUUGGGCUCUGCCUGCUGCAGCGUCCUCAGUGAGCUCUCUGCGGAGCAGGCUUUCCAUGUCAGCUAUCUGGAUAUUGAGGAACUGAGCCUGAGUGGGCUCUGCCAGUGCCUAGUGGAGCUGUCCACGCAGCCGGCCACUGUGUGUUAUGGUUCUGCCACUACCAGGGAGGCAGCCCGAGGUGAUGCUGCUCGCCGCGCACUACAGUACCUCAGGAUCAUGGCCGGUAGCAAAUAGCACCCACUACAGUGAUGGAUAUCUGUUACUUCUUGCUCCUUCUGCCCUGGGUCUAUGCGACUGCCUAGCUCUGGUGCCCUCCAGAGGUGCCAUCUCUACCUCUGACACAGCUCGCCUGCCUUGAGACUGAGGAAGGCACAGGCAAGCAAGGAGCCAUGAACCACAGGGCCCCAGCCAGCGCAGGGUUUGCCCUCAUUCCAUGGAUGAUGAAUGAAAGGAAAUUGGAAUUCUAUUGGAAUCCAGAAUAAAUGCUGCUCUUUGGCUUCUUAAA